AUGACUCCCCCGCUCAACAUCGACGACGAGAUGGCCUUCUUCACCGGCCCUGGUCGCUGGAACGACAUUAUCUCACCUGCCUCUCUCGAUAGCGAGCUCGCCGCGUUUGUCAACGCGCACCAGGACGACGAGGAUCUCAAUGAAGCACUCUUGAAGCGUGUCUCGAGCGCGCUGGACUGGUCUGCGGGUGUGUUGGGGCAGAUGGAGGUCCCGGAGGAGGCUCUCAGGCUCUUCUGGAAGUUCCUCAAGGUCGAACUGAAAUAUGCGGCCGAGGCCGAGCGUAACCACACGGAGUUCGGCGACUUCCUCACCCGUAUCGUCGACCACUACACGCAAUACGGCAAGCCGCAGACGUUCUUUAUCCGCUCGGUCCUCUCUUGUGGUGGGCCGAUGACAUUCCCUCGCAUGCAUGACAGCGAUCCCAACGCGACUGGAGGCGUUGUUCGCUGGUGGGUUGCCUUCGCGGCGAUGGUCAAGAACGGCGGCAAGAAUCCGGAGCGCAAGGACAUUGUCGACGUCUACCAGGCCGAAGCUGAAGCUACUCGCAUUGGCCGUGAAGAGGUGGCACGACGCAAGAAGAUUUACGACAUGGAGAAGGAGCUGGAGGCGCUUCGUUCGGGCUCUCAGGCUCCUCCUGAGCAGCCUGCGGGUGCAGCUGGCGAUGUCGAGGAGAGCGGGCCCGCGCGUGGACGCGGAGCCGCGCGUGGUAAGGGAGCCGCCGGCGCCGCCGGCGGGCCCGCGCCUGUUAAAGAUCCUCGUGGUGCGGUUUUGAAGGUUGGAAGGAGCAAGGGGAAGGCCAAGGCGGCGCCGAGGGACGAGGACGAGUACCAGGAGCCUGAGGAGGCGGCUGCGAAGGAUGCGGAAGACGAGCAGGACGCGGACGAGCAUGUACGGGUGAAAGGCGGCAAGAAGACGGCUCCCGACGGCUCCAAGCUCGUUCGUACCAACGGCUGGCUCCUCCCUAACGACAUCAGCGCUACGCCGCCCAGCGGCAUCAACUUCAACCUCACGGAGGAGGAAAUCCUCGCCAGCAAGCCUGCAAAUGGGCCGCUCACGCCCGAGAUGAUCUUCAGCUUGCCUGAGAUCCAUGGGAUUGAGGUCGCGAUCAGUGUCGACCCUCCGUGCCCGCUCUGCCAGCAAACCGGCCAGCUAUGCAUCACCCGUGGCGGCAAGAGCUGCGUUGGCUGCACUGCGCGCAAGAAGGGCAACUGCAACAUGCCUACCGAUAUCGAGCUGCCCGAGGACGUCACCAAGGCGCAGAUCACGCCCAAGCGGACUGUGCGUCAGGCGAAGGUGGAGGCGCUGAUGAAGACCGGGCACAUCUCUGUGGAGCAGAGGUGGAGGUGGUGGACUGAAGACUACGGUGGCAUCAGCAAGGAGACGCCCGCAGGCCGCGAACAGUCUGUUGUGCCUACGGCGGCCCCGGCUAAGGCUGCUACGAAGAAGCGCGCGGCUCCCCAGACGAAGGUGAAGGCCAAGCCCGUCGCGAAGGCUCCCGCCGCACGUCAGCGCUUCGCCGACACCGACUCCGACGCCGAGAACGUUGCUGCGCGCGCCACUGCUGGCUUCGUUGACAGGACGUCUAGCGAGGAGGACCACCAGAUGCACGAGAUUGACGCGGCUCCCGCGGCUCUGCCCUAUGACGAGCCCAUGCUCACGGACGAUGCCACCGCCACUUCUGGGCCGUCGAAGCGUCGGCGCUCGUCCUCUGGACUGUCCGCGCCCACGGCCAAGCGCGCGAACACUAGGAGCCAGGAUCGCGUGCAAACGACUGUCGCGGCUCCGGCGGCUCCGGCGGCUUCCCCGGCUCCUGCUGGACCUUCGCGGCCCCCGAAUCCUCGCGCUGUCGCACCAGCUCAGCCCGGGGAGUUCAAGGUCCCAUCGACGUUCCCACCCCGCCCGGCGCGCCCCAACGUCCCUCCGCCCGCUGCAACUGAGGGCCAGAUUGCCCUUCUCAACUCGCGCAUCAAGCAGCUCGAGGACAGCCACGACAGGCUCCUGCACGCCAACAUCAGCCUGGAGCGUACCACCGCGCUUAACAUGCAGAACAUGAUGCGGUACGUUCACGCGCUCGGCGUGCAGCCACGCGUCGACGCGAGCGUGCAGACCGAUGGCCAGGACGAGGCUCAGCCGAUGGAGAUCGACGAUGCUCCCACCUUCGAUCUUCCCCCGCCAUUGGACGACCCGGCCCCCUUCCCCAUCCCAGACGCACCCCAGGCGUCUGCGACAGUCUCAGCAGCACCUGCUCCGCAGGUCUCAACGUCGCGUGGCGCCUCGGCGGCUCCUGAGCAGCGGGCGGCUCCGGACUCAACGGCGGCUCCCCCGCGUUUGGCGGCUCCGGCAAACUCUGCACGUUCAAGCUCGCAGCCUCCUACGACCGCCGCAACCACGACGCUCGAGCCGUCGCGCCAGGAGGCUAUCGGAGACCAGCAGGCGCAGCUGAAGAUGCCGCCUGCUCAGGCAAGUCGCAAGACGACGCCUCAGCCGAGUGUCGCACCCUCGCGAGCAGGCUCGCGCGCCCCCUCCGCUGCUCCCAGCACCGCCCCUGCACCGUCACAACCGGCUCCUUCUACCCGGGCACCCUCCGCCGCCCCUUUGCCAGUCGCUGAGCCGCAAUUGGGCUCCCAGCUGCCGCCCUCGCGCCCGACCUCAACGUCACUUCAGCAGGUCGUCGAGGAGCCGCCGGCGGCUCCCGCGGGCGCCGCUGCGGCUCCGCCCAUCCCGACUUCGACUGCGAGCACGCCUGUCUCGGCUGCGUCGUCUUACGCGCCGAUGAAGCUGUUCCAGGGCUCGAAGAUAGGAUGGGGGAGUGCGUUCAAGCAGACGCCCCCGUCAGAGCUGGAGCGGACUCGCAGCACAGGCCGCGACGUACCCGCGCAGGCUGCGAGUCAGCUGGCAGGCGCAGAGCCUAUGCGCCGUGUACCCUCCACUCCCGAACGUGGGCAAGGGGAGCAUUUGGCUCUGCGUCUGCCCAUGACGCCCACGGAGGCCGGUAUCUUUCUGCAGAUGCCGGCUGGUGCCCAGGGUCCGAGCGAGGAGGCGGCUCCUUCCACUGGCGCAGCUACCGUUCCCCAGCGUGGCAGGGGAAUUCAGAUUCCCUCCUCGGAUGAGGAUGGCGAAGGAUCUCCCACGCCAGCCGCCCGUCGCAAGAAGACCACGACUGUCAUCCCGGACAGUGACGAAGAGAUGCAGCCGCCCGAGCCCUUGCCCAAGCGCAAGGUCGCCGUCGUGCUCAAGAAGACCGUUAUCCCCGAUUCGGAUGAAGAGUCCGACGCGCCACCACAGGACGAAGGGUCUGGUAACGACGAGCAGGACCAGCUGGAGGCUGUUGCUGAGGAGGGGUCGGGCUCUGAGCGGGCGUCUGGCGAGGGCGAGGGCGAGGGCGGAUCAGACGGCGCGGGCGAGGACACGCACGCUGAGGAGCAGCAGCCCCAGCAGCUGUCCGAGAAGGCGCAAGGCAAACAGCCUCUCCGGCGCUCGGCGCGGGCCCGCGGAGCCGCGAGCGAUGCUGGCGGCUCCGCGGCGGCUCCGCCAGCGGCUCCAGAGCCCGCGGCUCCUGUUACUCGCACGCGCUCCAAGGGCACGCGUGGGGCAAAGAAGUAG
Messenger RNA from Peniophora sp. CBMAI 1063, 3603 nucleotides. The record is from the annotation of a GenBank genome assembly. NCBI's taxonomy places the organism in Eukaryota, Fungi, Basidiomycota, Agaricomycetes, Russulales, Peniophoraceae.